Molecule: messenger RNA, 5643 nt
Organism: Lodderomyces jiufengensis
Lineage: Eukaryota; Fungi; Ascomycota; Pichiomycetes; Serinales; Debaryomycetaceae
Exons: 2
Coding region: 1-5643 (1880 amino acids)
Biological process (GO): chromatin organization
Cellular component (GO): HIR complex; nucleus
Molecular function (GO): nucleosome binding
Source: RefSeq, a predicted model, not a curated record
AUGUCUACUUUCAAACCGGUCAAUCUACUAGAUGAUAUCAAUUCUAAGAAAGAUUUAGAAGAAGAACAUACAAGAGAAUUACAAGUUGAACAAGCAUUUGAACUAUUUAAUAAAGCAUUACAAUAUCAAAAUCAAAAAAAGUAUAUUGAAUCUUACAAAACUUAUGAAGAAUUGUUUGUAAUAGACAUUAUUGCCAAUUAUUAUUAUGAAGAAGUAGAUUUUACUCGAGGAAUUCAAAAUGGUUCAAUGAACACAAUAAUAGAUGAAUUGUCUACAUUAUCACCUAACGUUAAAUCAUUGAGAUAUCUUAUAUUCAGAAAUAGAGGAUUUUUGUACAUGGAUAUACUAAAGCAAUAUGAUAUUCUUGAACAACUAAUAGAUGAGGAUACCACUGUGGAGAAGAAGUUUAAAAGUUUAUUCUAUUCGAUGAUUGACGAUUUUUGCGUUGCGUUAUUAUACAAUGAAGCAGAUGAAAAAUUAUUGGAAGUAUUAUAUAACAUUUAUAAAUACCUUGGAGAGGAAAAAUUAGCAAAAUUUACGUUAGAAUACAUACUAAGUAGUAAAAUUGAAAGUGAUGAUUUAUCUGGUUUACUACCUAUUGAUCAAGAUGCAAAAUUUAAACUAAAGCAACUAAAUGACAAACUAGGUUAUAUCAAACAGGGCAAAAGUCUGAAUAAUGAAAAGUCAUUGAAAAAAUUCAAUUUUCUAGAAAUCAUAAAAAAUGAAUUCCACAAUGAACAGAUCAGAUUGGCAUACAAAAAUCAAAAUGAGAUAGAGUAUAAUGCAUCAUGGAACGAUCUUAUAAAGUCAAUCAAUAGUAAGAUUAAAAAGCAUCAAGAUGAGAGUAAGAUUGAAGAUGUUCACAGACCCAAAAUCAAAUUUACUGAACCGUACUUACUUACAGACGAACCACUAGAGUUGAUAUCCUUGAAGGGUAAAGAUACUGAUUUAAUGAAACCCGAAGAAGAGGUACCAAAACCAAUAGAAUUUGACAUGGAGAAUGAUGAAAAACCAGAGCAAUCUGAACUAACAACAACACAAGCAACAGAAGAAGAGGAGAGAUUAGUUGAAGCAGAUACUAAACAACAACAACAACGAGCAUCGAAGAGGUUAUCAAGAGUUGAAUCUGAGCCAGAAAUACCAGCAAUUUAUCUUCAGAAAUCACAUUUUCUUGGUUUGGAUUACUCAAUCUCAGAACUAACUUCGUUAAUUCCUGAUUUUAAAAUUGCAGAAAUUUCAGACGUUUAUCUUGAUAAUACAGUACUGGAAAACUCAUCAGUACCCCAUUUUGUAAAAGAUUACAUCAAAAUUAUAAAUGAUUGGAAACCUAAUUAUACAACACAAUUUAACUCAUUCAAUUCAAAGAAUUCAAAAUCUGCGGACGAUAAUUCAAAAUUGUCUCAAUUACUAGAAGGUUUCAGCAAUAAUUUUCAAAAAGAUUCACAUUCGAAAAAUGUUCCAAAUUUAUCUAUAAUAGAAAAUAACGACUUAAUGAUUGCAACGACUCAAACUAAUGAUUACAUAACCAUUAAAACAAAAAUUAUUCAUCGCUUAUUAGCAUCGGGAUCGCCUUUGAUAUUAAACUACAAAUGGGACAAUGAAUUGGUGUCAAAUUUCUAUGACUGGAUUUUUCAAUUUGAAAAUUAUUUAUCGAGUCUGGUACGCGAUUCACAAGCUGCAAUUGGUGUCUUAGAAAUAUUAAUUGAUUCUUCAAUAACUUUGGAACGUCAAAUCAAGGACUCAAUAAAUUCUAAAAAGUUCAACAAAGCAGUUGUUAAUUCCAUGUGUCAAGAUUUAAUGAAAUUCGAUGAUAAAAUCUCGAAGUGGUCAACAAUCGUGGAGGAAUUACUCAACGCAGAUGAAGAUGAUGAAGCUAAAUUUAUACUACAGUGUAGAUUCAAAUGGAGUAAAAUAUUAAAAGUAAAGUCACAAGCUGGUUCGAUGGAUGAAACUAAAACUACUCAAUUAUAUUUGAGGAAGUUUUUGAACUUCAUCUCGGAAUCUCCUCACAAGGUAAAUAUAAAAUUUCCAAAUUAUAAAAAUUUUCAAGAUAUAACGUUAGAAAACAUCCAAACACAAUUGACUAUAGUAUCAGUAUCAACAAUAUUUUGGCAAAUAUUAGUUGCAAACAAAAAAUCUGGAAAUUUAGAAGCAAUUAAUUUACUAGAGGACAUUUUAUUAGACCUGAAUAAAGUUGAAAAUGAAGCAAUUAGUUCAAUUAGAUUAUUUAUGAAAACAAGUUCACUUGAUAUGAAAUUAAGUUUGUGGAAUAUUUUAUUACAAUUUUAUAAAUCACUGGACAUGAAUGAUCAGUUGAUUGUUGGAUUUGGUGAAAGUUUAAAAGUUUUCAACAAUUAUUUGUUAAGCAAUGAUUAUUCAAAUCUAUCUGGUCAAUUAAGAAAUAAUGUUUUAUGCAAGAUAUUGGGAUUUUACAAUAACAAUCUAUCAGUUAUUGUUGAAGUUUUGGAAAAACAAGACUGGAGAAUGAAUCAACUGAUAUCUAUAUCUUCAUUGACACCAUUAUUUGAGAUUUGUUUAUUCUUUGAAAUUCAUGAAGAAGCUUGUAGCAUUAGUUCUUUAAAAACAUCGAUCAAAUCACAAUCAGAAAUGUCAUAUAAUUCAUUCAAAGAUUUAUUUUUGAAGACAGUUGUUGUAAUACUAGCAAUUAUUGCAAAAGAUUAUUCAAAAGACGUAUUACACAAAGCUAUUAAAUUAUUCCAUGCACAAUUAGGAGCCAGUGGUAUAUGUGAUGCAGCUGGUGGGAUAUUUUUGAAAGCUUGUCAAGAGUAUUUAUCGCAAAUGAGCGAAGCUGAUCAAGAUAUUUGUCAAUUAAUUAAAUGUAGAUAUCAUUAUAAUAUUAGCAUUGAUGGAUUUGUACCUUUCGAGCAUGAUACUCAAGAGAAAGAAGAUUUAGCUGAGAAUGAUUGUCAAGAAUUGGCAAAAUUUGUUUUACCUAUUUGUUUUAACACGAACACCAUAAAGAGUGUUCCAAAGCAUGAUAUGAAAAUAUUAAUUGAAGAAAUGUAUGAAGUUUUUGGUGAUCCAGAUUAUGAAAAAGAUUCAAAAUUGGGUAGAAAUAAAGCAUUUUUUGAUUAUUUCUUGGAAAGUACCAGACUUACUCCCCGAUUUGUUCGUGAUACAUUUCAUGGCUUGAUGAAACUAGAAUUGGAUAAAAGUGAUACAGGCAUUAGUUCAAGUGGAUUAUAUUAUCUUCAAGGUUUAUUAAUUUUUUCAUCUUACAAACAACGUAAGAAAAAUAUGCAAGGAAGAGCAGUUGAAAUUGAAAAUGCUAUUACUUUAUUUACAAAUGAUUUAGUAUGCGGUAGCAAUAGAAUGGAAAGUUGGUUUUUGAUGGGUCAAGCUUAUGGGUAUUUGGUGGAAGAUGAUUUAAUUUGGACAUCUGAUAAAUUAACUGUCGCGGACAGGAAAAAUGGUACAGCAAAUUUACAAAGAAAAUCCUUGGUUUGUUACCUUAUGACUAUUAAUUGUACAUUAGAUGAAAAUAUUAAAAAUAGAGUUAAGCCAAUAGUUGGGAAUCUAAUGUCUUCUUUUGCUAAAGAAUUAUUUGGAGCAAUAAUGAAGCCAAUGGACAUGUUGGCAUUAAAAGUUCAGUCACACCCAAAGUUUGUUAAUAGACCUGGUGGUGCAAGUUUCAUUAACGUUUCCGAAAAAGGUACUUUAUCCAAAGAAUUUUGUUUCAAAUUAAUCAAGCAAGCUUUACAUUUAGCUAUAAAAUCAAAUGACAAAGAUUGGACUGACUACUAUUAUUUAUCUAAAGUCCAAAGAAAGUGUAGGGAAUCUCCCAAACUAGUUCUUGAUACCAUGAGUAAGGCUUGUGCUAUGGCUCUGAAAAUGAAAAAUAAUGAAAAUAUUCUAGAGCCAUUUUAUAGUUUGGUAACUUUGUGCAUGAAGUAUUUUAAAUCAGAUCGAAUUACACUUGACCAAGCUAAAUCUUAUUUGAAGAAAACGUCAAUUGUUGAAUUAGAUGUUGAUAAAAUCGAGGAUAAUCUACAAUUUUAUGGACUUGUUGUUUCUGCUUUGAAACAAAUUGAUGCAGCAGACAAGAAAAAUUGGCAACACAAAUCCACCUAUAGAUUGGCGAAGAUAUUAUAUGAAGAAUUUAAUGAUGUCGAGGGUGCAGCUGAACUCAUGUCCAAUUUCAUAUCAUUGAAAUCAACAAACAAACAGUUAGUGCUGAUUUGGAAACCAGAAUCAGAAAGACCAGGAAAGCAUUUCUUAUAUACGUUUCAAUAUAUCAAAUUUUACAUUGAACUUUUGAAAGAGAAGAAAGAUUUGAAUAAUUUGAUAAUAAUGAUUCCAAAACUACGUCGAUCAAGUUCAAUUAUGAUAAAUUUAUAUGGUGCAUGGGAAUAUCUAUGUUCUUCAAUUUGUAAAAUAAUAAGAGAUUCAAUUAACGUUGAAGAUUCAUUUGAAUAUACUGAAAAUUUCAUAAACAAUUUACCAUACCUGACGUUCUCAUUGAAUCAAAAAUCUAUGUUUGAUUUUUUGGAACAUAAAGAAAUCCCAUCAACGUUAAUACCAAUUUUGUGCUUUUUGUAUGGUAUAAAUGACUUGAAAAAAUCAAACAAUGGAUAUGGACCAACUUCAUUAAUAGAUGACACGAUAGUUAGUUUAUUUUUCAAAGUCUAUACUUAUUAUCAUAGCGACACAAAUUUUGCAACAUCAAUUAAUUCACCAGGUACUAAAAAGAAGAUUGCUAAGAAAGAUAUUUUUCCAUUAACUAAUGAUUUAUUAAAGUUAAGUAGAAGAGAUGUUGAAUCAAAAUUAAAAGAUUCUGAUAAUGGUUAUAAUGCUGUUUUGAAUGAAGUAUAUCAAAAGAAAGCUGAAGAGUUAAGAAAACAGCAGGAAGAGUUGGAGAAGAAAAGAAUCAACGAAGAAGCUAACGCAAUGAUUGUUAAUGAGGUUGAGAAUACGAAAAAUCAUGUUGACAAUCAGAAAGACAAUCAAAAAGACAAUCAGAAUGACAAAAAGAAUGACAAUCAGAAUGACAAUCAGAAUGACAAUCAGAAUGACAGUCACAAUCACAAUGAUAAUCACAAUGAUAAUCACAAUGGCAAUCACAAUGACAAUCACAAUGAUAAUCAGAAUGGUAUCAAAAGUGCAAGUCAAAAUAGUAUCGAAAAUGCAAGUCAGGAUGAAAUCAAAAAUAAAAUUUAUAAUGAUGCUCAGGAUCAAAUUCAAGAUGAAAGUCAGAAGUCUUUUGAGACUGACAGUAGCAAUGGUAUUGUUAUAUUGAGAUGUACUGGUGAUAUACCUAAAGAUGAUGAAGUCGAAGAAGAAGAAUCAAGCGAUGAUGGAAUUAUAGUAUUGAAUCAAUCAUCAAAUAAACUACUUGAUAAUAGUGGUACUAGAAGAACAAUUUCAGAUAAUAUCCGUCCAAUUGAUGAAGAAUUUAGUGAAAGGCGUACAUUAAUAGAGACUGGACCAUCUCAAAUAUCAAGUCAAAAUGUUAUUGCAGAACAUGAAAUUAUAAGACACGAUCUUUCUGAUCCAACAGAACCAAGUCCAGCAAGACCAGCUAAAAGGAGUUUAGAAAGAACUUUUGCAUUCAAUCCACAUAAUGAUGAAAUCAUAGUUAUUGAUUCAGAUGAUGAACCACCAACCAAGAAACCUAAUAAUUAG